GUGAUGUGGGAACCGACAACGGUGCCCUGGAAGUGGCGCUCUGGAAUCUGCUCAUUCUGCCUGCUCUUGUCCCACGGAGAGGGAGCUAGAGGAGCAGCAGGAGCCUCACUAUGGUGCUGGUCUCGGGGUUGUGCAAAGCCCUGCGGCAGCAGAGGGGCCGGGGCAAGAACCCGGCACCGCGGCCUCGGGCCAAGCGCCAUCCGGAGGAGCCGAGCCAGGCACUGGAGUUUGCCCGCAGUGUCGGCGCCCUCGUGCUGGGCCUGGCUCUGGCCAGCAUUUAUGGGGCACUGGUGCUGCUGGUGCAGGGCCACGAUGUCUGGUACUGCCUGUGCAUCACCAUCAUCCUGGGAGCAGGGCUGGGGCUGGGCAUGGCCUUCUCCAGGAACAUGCGGAUGCUCGUGCUGCUGGCACUGCCACACUUCUUCACCAGGGAGGGGAAGAUUCUGAUCGUGAUGCUGGCGCUGUGCAUGACCGUGCAGGGCCCUGGCACCAAUGUCCUGAACAAUGUCUCCCAGCUCGCCAAGGCGCUGUCGUGCGGGGCUGAACUGGCCCAAAACCAGACGGCCGAGCGGCUGGAACGUGCCAAGCAGCCACUGCUGAACCUGCAGAACAAGAUCAAGGACAUUGGCCAGAACGCCAAGGUGGUGAGCGACCGCGUCCGCAAGUUCGUCCGCUCCAUCAUGGGCUCCACCAGACACGUCGCCCGGAUCCUGCACAACGUCUGGCUGUGGCUGUCGAAGGUCGGUGACGUCUGCAACAAGGAGCUGGGCUCACCCUACCAGAGCUGCGUUCGCGCCAUCGAAAAGGCCAAGGACGACUGCGAGCGCGCCCUCCCCCUCCUCUUCUUCAUCUGCUACGUCGUCCUCGGCUUCAAGUGGCUCUGCAACGUGGCUGAUGUUGUUGCCGGCUUAUUCUGCAUCAUCCCACAGUAUAUCCAGGAGUUCGUCCGGGCAAACGUCGCAGCCCCCAUCACGGACGCUCUGAACCACAUCCGCCGGGAGUUUGAGUUCAACAUCUCGGUCGUGCACCACUUCAACGUCAGCCUCAACGCCAGCAAGAGCCUGGGGCAGGUGUCCCGGGACAUAAUGGAGGCUGUGCAGCUCCACCUGGAGCCCUACCACCACGGCCUGGAGGUCUUCUCCUACAUCUCCUUCUGGGCCAUCCUCUACUUGUGCUUCCACGCGAUGUGGUACCGGCGCCGCUACCUGUGGGACGACACCUUCGACAACGUUUACAUCACGCGGCGCUUCGUGGAGCUGGACCUGCGGCGGGCGGAGCAGGGCAGACCCACCGUGCUGCCCCUGACGGCGCGGGAGAGGGGCCGCUACAUCCCCCCAGCCGCGCUGUGGCUGUCAAAGAAAGAGAGGCGGCAGUAUGGCAUCCAGCUGAUGGGCUUGCUGCGCCACGUGCUGCUGGGCUUCAGCAUCAUCCUGGCCGACUACAGCAUCUUCUGGCUGCUUGACCUGUUCCGGCACCAGCUGAGCGCGGAGAUCGUUGCCAGGGCGCCAUCGACAGUGGCUGUCAGCGUCAACGGGACGGGCUACACCAGUGAGAUCUUCCAGGAUCUGGUGUCCGCCUUCAACGCGCUGCAGGAGGGCAAGGUCUCGGUGCUGUCCCAGGCCUGCCUCAUCGAGCCCAUGGAGCCCGACCACAACACCUACAUCACCAUCGGAAUCCUGUACGGUCUCUGGCUUUUCAUCACCAUCUUUGGCUCCUACAUGGCACGCCUGCGCCAGGCAGUGUGUGCCGCCUACUACCCGUCCCGUGAGCAGGAGCGCAUGGUCUUCCUCCACAACAUCAUCCUGGCACGGCGGGAGUGGGUGGCACUUGCCCUGCGCUCAAGUGGCACACAGGGCACGGCUGAUGGUAGGAAAAGCAAACUCUUCCUCAUCCUCAUCUCCAGGUUCCCUGUCCUUGCCCGCCUCUCUCGCUUCCUUGGCAUCCAGCAGAAACACUGCCUGGCCUGUGGGGCAGUGGAGCAGCCGGGUUUCAGUGCGUGCAUCACUCCCAGCUGCAGAGGGUUGUUUUGCAAGGAGUGCUCCAGAGCCCUGAACAACACCUGCUCUGUCUGCAUGGCCACCCUGAACUACCCGGGCUCUGUGGACGAGGAGAUGGACUCCAGCGAUGAGGAGAUGCUUGACUACAAGGAGCAGGCUGAGAGCAAGGGCAGCGAGCUGCGGGAGGUGGUGGCUCGGUGGCCACCCAGCCCUUCCCACCAUGUUCCACUGGGGAACGUGACAGAACGUGGAGAACCCCAUGACAGCACCGGUGUUGGUUCUAGGGCAGCAUCCCACCGUUCUCAGCUCCAGGAAGAGCCCUCGGCUGGGACAGAGACACGCAGGAGGAAGAAACGUCCCAACACAACCCUGAAGCGAGUGGUGGUCGCGGUCCUGCCCGGCCCGUGCAGCCGGUUCCUCUGGAGCCGGCCGGCCGAGCAUCGCUGCAGCAAGAUCUUCCUGGGCGCUGGCUUCGGGAUGCUCCUCAGCCUCGGACUCUGCCAGCUGCUCAUCAUGCCUCUGGACCUGUCAGAGUCAUACAGGGUGAAGCUUACCUGGGGGCUGACGGGGGUGACUGCCUUGGGCUGGGCCACGUCCCCCCACUUCCGCUGUGCCAACCUGCUCAUGGUCCCCAAGUUCCUGGGCAAAGAGGGUCGGCUUUAUGUUCUCUCCUUUACAGCUGAGGGUUUCUGCCUCCCCCCAGCUGUGCUCGAGAGUGGUCGUCAGCGCUGCUUGGACUAUUUCAAACAGCUGCACAGGAGCUGCCUGGCAAAAGUGUCCGUGCCCCUCAUCAACCACGUCCUCUGCCUGCCCAUACGGAUCGGGGUCCUCUGCCAAGCAGUCAAGCUCAUGAGCUCCUGGUGUGAGGAGAGGAUCCCUGUGGACAGCAACUUCGGGAAGGUGUUUGACCAGGUGAACGACUCUGUCCAAAACCUCGGCCAGGAAUUCACUGCCAGCAUCGUCUACAAGGAGGAGCACCAGGAGAUGUUGGUGGGCAUCAACAUAGUGGAGCAGUUGCAGGAGGAGGUGACCUCGCAACUGCGGGAGGAAGGCGCCCGCCUGGGCUUGGCCGUCUCCUUCUUCCGCCUGUUGCUGUCCUUCACCUUCCUCUUCGUCUUCUUCUCGGCUUUCUACUACACCUACCGGUACUGCCACGACAUCGGCUUCGACAACUGCUACAUCACCACCUACUUCCGACAGAUCGAUGCCCGGCGUGGAGAGCAGGUUGGGCAAGGGGGACAGGGGUGGAGGGUGGCCUCCCACGCCUGGUGA
This is a messenger RNA of Manacus vitellinus (golden-collared manakin), 3269 nucleotides long. RefSeq names its product DC-STAMP domain-containing protein 2. The transcript has 21 exons. The record is from RefSeq and is a predicted model, not a curated record. Lineage: Eukaryota; Metazoa; Chordata; Aves; Passeriformes; Pipridae. The coding region runs from base 111 to 3269 and encodes 1052 amino acids. Gene Ontology annotation, cellular component: membrane.